AUGCAUGCAUCCAGUUUUUGGAUAAGAACCCUUCAACUGCGCAGAUUCGCGCCCCCCACCACCACCACCCCCGACCCACCCCCUGUCAAUCAGGCCAGCCCGGGGACCGGCGGCGAGUGCCCUCUCGGGCCGGCAGGGAACGCUGCAGGGCAGGCGGCGGCUUGCCAGCCCGGCGGGGGCGGGCCAGGGGCGGAGGCGCGGGGCGGUCCAGCCGGCAGGGAGGGAGGGAGGGAGCGGGCAGCCGGCAAGCGCCGGAGUCGAGCGGCGGCAGAAGCAGCAGCAAGCAGGAGCAGCUCCCCCUGGGCCAGCAGCAUGCAGCUCCAGCCGGCUCCCUGUGCCCACGGCGGCCCCCCGGAGGCAGGUGGGCUGGCUCCGGCGGAGAAGAUCAAGGCCAAGCUGAAGAAGACCCUGCCGGUGACCGGACCGCAGGCGCCCACCCUGCGCGAGCUGAUGCGCUGGUACUGCAUGAACACCAACACGCACGGCUGCCGGCGCAUCGUGGUCUCGCGGGGCCGUCUGCGUCGCCUCCUCUGGAUCCUGCUCACCCUGGCGGCUGUGGGCCUCAUCCUGUGGUACUGCGCCCAGCUCAUCCUCAACUACUACGUGGCCUCCGUCUCCGUCACCGUCCGCUUCCACAAGCUGCCCUUCCCCGCCGUCACCAUCUGCAACAUGAACCCCUACAAGUACAGUGCCAUCAAGGGGCACUUGGAGGAGCUGGACAAGCAGACCAUGGAGGCCCUUGAGUCCCUGUACGACUUCUCGGGCAGCCCCACCCUCCGGGCCCGGCGCGAGGCAGGCACUGAGCCUGCUGGGAAGAACAAAGAGCUCCAGCGCUUCCCUCUGCUGAAGCUCGAGAGCCUCCGGGCCAAGAUGGGCACCGAACUCUCCACAGGGCACCGGCGGCGGAUUGCCGGCACCGUGGUUAGCCCAGAAGGAUCCACCAUGGUGAAGAAUCCCAAAGACAUUGUGGGCUUUCAGCUGUGUGACUCCAGCGACAACAGCAGCUGCGUCCUCUACACCUUCAGCUCAGGGGUGAACGCCAUCCAGGAGUGGUACAAGCUGCACUACAUGAACAUCAUGGCCCAGAUCAAACCCAAGGAGAAACAGCUGAUGAGCUACUCAGCAGAAGAGCUCCUGCUCAGCUGCUCCUUUGACGGCAUGUCCUGUGACACCAGGAACUUCACUUACUUCCAUCAUCCACUCCAUGGGAACUGCUAUACCUUCAACAGUGGGAAGGACAAUCGGAUCCUGAGCACGUCCACUGGAGGCAGCGAAUAUGGACUGCAGGUGAUCCUGUACAUCGAGGAAGGUGACUACAACCCCUUCCUGGUGACCUCCACGGGGGCCAAGAUCGUGGUCCAUGACCAAGACGAGUACCCCUUCAUCGAGGACAUCGGCACCGAGAUUGAGACGGCCACGGCCACCUCCAUCGGGAUGCACUUUACGAAGUCCACCCGGCUCAGCAAGCCCUACAGCAACUGCACCGAGGACGGGACAGACAUCCCCGUGGAGAACCUGUAUAACAAAAACUACUCUUUGCAGAUCUGCCUGCACUCCUGUUUCCAGAAGCUCAUGGUGGAACGGUGCGGCUGCGCCCAUUACGCUCAGCCCCUGCCCCCCAACGCUGAGUUCUGCAACUACAAAAAGUACCCAAAUUGGAUGUACUGCUACUACAAGCUCCACAAGGACUUUGUGAAGGAGAAGCUGGGCUGCCAACAGAUUUGCAAAGAGGCCUGCAGCUUGAAGGAAUGGACGCUGACCACCAGCCUAGCCCAGUGGCCCUCAACUGUGUCCGAGGAGUGGAUGCUCAGGGCCCUCUCUUGGAACAGAGGGAAAGACAGCAAAACCGUCUUGAACAAGACAGACCUGGCAAAACUCAUGGUGUUCUACAAAGACCUGAACGAGAGGCUCAUCUCGGAGAACCCAGCAAAUACCAUCGUCCUCCUCCUCUCCAACUUCGGGGGCCAGCUGGGCCUGUGGAUGAGCUGCUCAAUGGUCUGUGUCAUUGAGAUCAUCGAGGUCUUCUUCAUCGACACCUUCUCCAUCAUCUUGCGCCGCCGCUGGCAGAAGGCCAAGAAGUGGUGGCAGGGCUGGAGGGCCGGGGCGGGGCUGGAGCCCGGGGCGGACCCCGAAGACAGGCCCCGGGGCGCCCAGGGCCACGACAACCCCGCCUGCAGCGGAGACGACGACCUGCCCACCUUCAACUCGGCCCUGCAGCUGCCCUUGUCCCCGGCCGGCCUGCCCCCCCGGACUCCCCCACCCACCUACAGCACCUUGCACCUGGACUGUGCCUUUCGGGAGCAGAUGCCCGACACGUGCCAGGGGGGCCGGGCGCCCUGA
Molecule: messenger RNA, 2340 nt
Organism: Euleptes europaea (tarantolino)
Lineage: Eukaryota; Metazoa; Chordata; Lepidosauria; Squamata; Sphaerodactylidae
Gene: SCNN1G
Product: sodium channel epithelial 1 subunit gamma
Exons: 13
Coding region: 1-2340 (779 amino acids)
Biological process (GO): sodium ion transmembrane transport
Cellular component (GO): membrane
Molecular function (GO): ligand-gated sodium channel activity
Source: RefSeq, a predicted model, not a curated record